AGUCCAUUACUCCUCAUGUCUUCGAAUGUCAAUAAGUGGAGCACUUGGAUGCUGGUUUUAAUUGUGCCAUGGAUAUGUUUACUUAAUUGUGGGACAUGUGAUGAGGAAGAUUUGGAAGAGGCAAAAUGUGAUGGCUAAACCUGAAACAAGUUUUUUCUGACUCACAGUAACAUCUAACCUGUUAUUGGAAUUUAGGGGAACAUCACUUUCUCUAUAUGGACCAAUGAAACUAUGUCUUAACUUCAUUUGACUUCUCUUUCCAUUCAUUUCCAAUCUAGAUGGUUUGCAUUAUCUUACACUAAAGUGAUAGGUAGAGUCGUAAGAAUAAACGUGUAUCUGACAAAUACAGACUAUAGCCUCUUGUUACACAUAGAAAGUCAGACUGGGAUUUCUCUGAACACCUAAAAUCAACCAUAUUUGAAAAAUCUGUGUUGAAAAAAUAAAUAUCCAUUUUUUUUUCCAGGGCAGAAAAUCCACCUAUGACAAGCUUAUCCAUUAUAUUUCCAGUAUUAGUUGGAACCCUACAGAUUAAUUCAAUGUGGAUUUUUAAUAGGUUAUAUUCAGGUCGGGCAGAUGGAAUCAAAACCCUUUGGUUUUCAUGGGAGGAGACAUCAACAAUGGGAGGAUGUGAUGCACUCUAGAGGUUUUAUUGUUUCUGUCCCUUAUCGACAGCCUGGCUUCAUUUUGUGGUUAUAGUAAGACCACCAAAUAUUUAUCAGUUACAGAGCUUGAAUGCUGUUCUCCACUUGUACUUUUUAAAAAUAUAAUAGCCAUUCGUGCACCAUCACAUGCAGCAUAUUUAGAGAGCUGCCGCCAGUUCCUCUUGGGAUGCACAUUCUAUAUGUAAACUAAAGACAAUACAAGGAAAUAGGAAGCCCCCCGAGUACCGGCCAGGUUCCAGAGGUUUCCCAGAAAGUGGAGCAGAGGAGCAGGUCUGAGUCCACAACAGCGGCCUGGAGCAGCACAGUUGGCCACCUGGGAACUGGAAGGGAUUAAUCUAAAGUAAUGGCUGAAGAAAUACCCCUGCGAGAAAAGAGGCAGAAAUCUCCACCUCGGUCUGACGGGUGUGGUCUCAAUAAUGUCGACGCUCCGGAUUUGUCUGGAGGCCUGAGGAUCGUCCUGGUCGGCAAGACAGGAUCAGGGAAGAGCGCAACAGGAAACACCAUCCUCGGGAGAGCAGCCUUCAAAGAGGACCCGAGCCCUGUGUCUGUGACCAAACACUGCGAGACACAGAGCGUGGAAAUGGAUGGCACUGUGGUCCAGGUGAUUGACACUCCCGGUCUGUUUGAUACCGGCAUCACAGAGGAAGAGUUGAAAACCAGAAUAGAGGAAUGCGCCACGAUGUCGGUGCCCGGCCCUCACGCCUUCCUGCUGGUGAUCAGGCUUGGCGUGAGGUUCACCGAGGAGGAAAGAAAUGCUGUGAAGUGGAUCCAGAAUAACUUUGGAGACGACGCCUCUAUGUACACUAUCAUGCUGUUUACAUGUAAAGACCAGGCUAAGGCCGACAAUGCUCUGAAGGAGUGCAAGGAGCUACGGAGACUCUCGAUUACAUUUGGCCGCAGAUACCAUGCCUUCAACAACAACGACGCAGACGACCGCCUACAGGUCACUGAGUUGAUCACCAUGAUCAAGGAAAUGAUUCAGGAUAACGGCGGUAAACACUACACUAAUGAGAUGUAUGAAAAGGCCCAGAGGAAGCUGAGAGAAGAGGAGUUGCAGAAGAUACAGGAAGAGGAGGAGAAGAUCAAGGAGGAGAGGAAAAUGUGGGAUGAAGAGAGGGAGAAGAAAGAGAAAGAGAGACAAAAGGAGAAAAGGGUCAAAAAGAAGAACAUACGCGUGGCUUCGGCCGCCGCGGUCAUGUUGGUGUUGGCCGGCGUGGUGAUAGCAGUGGGUGCUAACACCACCGUGGCCCUGGCUCUGGGAGCUCCUGUGCUUGUGCUGGGGAUGUUGUGUGGUUUCGCUGCCCUUAGCAUAUGGAAGGGCAUAAGAUGCAAAUCCAAAACAUCUUUUCCAGCUUAACGUAGCGGAGGCAAUAGCAACAAGGACUCAUUCAUCUGUCUGCAGUAUGUGACAUGGAAUAAUAGUUUUGGGCUACAUCCACACUACUAUGUUUUCUUUUGAAUAAACUCCACAUUACUGCAUGACUAAGACACUCACAAGGGCUUGUUGAUUGGGUUUUUUCAUGCAAAGCCUAGCAUAGCCUUUGCUGAUUUGUCAAUCUCCUAUCACGUGACCCCCUUCCGGAUAAAAGCAGCCGCAGUUAGCCUCGGCUACCAGUGUUUAACACAAGAUGGUUGGUAGAUUAAAAGUGUUGCUGACCCUGUUGUCUUUGCUAACAGCCAUUGUGCUGUGAAAUUAAGUUAUAAUGCUACACUUGCUUACAUGUGUAGAAGAUGAGCUGUUACUCAAGCAAUCUGUUUACAGCAGCAUGUGCACGUCAGUGUAUGUGUGUGGUCACGUGAUUUGCCAUUUCAGACUUGUAACGAUGGACAGGGAUUAAAACUGAUAGGGAAAUGAAAAACAUAUAAGUAUGGAUGUAGCCUUAGUGAAUAGACACGACUAUAUACUGUUGAGAAUGUUACUGAAUGAUGUUGUUUUGGCCUUUUCUGAUCUCUGCUGACAGGAUAUUUAAGUUUUGACGAAUAAGAAUAACAGAGCAAUGUGAGUUUAGUGCUGACAGUAAACAAACGGUAUGAAACCCAGCAUCUUUGUUUUCUUUUCACUCUUUUACUGUUUGGAGUUUAUAAAUGAAACCUGCAUCCUAAGUUGUACUGAGACAUAUUUUUGGGGGGCUUGUGAGUAGCAGAUUGAUUCAUAAAUAAAUAAUGUAAGAAAAUAUGUGUUUAUGUCCCAACAAGCUAUGCACACAUAUUUAACUGAUGAUGUGCUGUUGUUUGCCUCACGUUUAUUAUUAGUAACAGUAUGAGCUCACUUCCCUGAAGGAAAUGAGACAAUGGUGAACGUCUGCUGACCGAUCACAUUUAGGUGAGGAAGCAUUCUCAACAGAGUGUGGCAGAAUAAGUCUUGCAACAAACAUUGUUUGUUGAUAGUAAAAACAUUCUAAUAGAUUGAUUUGGGCCCCACCCCAAUAUUAAGGUAGGCCUGUCAUGAUAACAAAUUCUGUUGGGAGAUAUGUUGUCCCAGAAAUGAUUGUGAUCAUAUUAUGGUCAUAAUUUUUAAACCAUUUCAUACAACUGAUAUAAUGAUAAUAUUAUCGCAUAUAAUAUUAACCCUUACAAAGAACAAGGAAGUUUAAAUUCUUAGGAAUAUACAGUCUGACAUGAAUUAGAGUUAAAAAAUAUCCUCAAGAAAUAAAACAUAAAUAAAUUAAAAAAACACAUAUCCGAAAACAAUAAAUAAAUUGGAUUCUCUGGCUCUGUCAACAAAAACUAUUCUUGAAUAAAUAUGUAACAUUUGGCUCAGCUAGGGUUGAACUGACUCACACAGACUAGGGCCACCGUACUUUUUUUUAUGCCUUUGCGGAAGCACACAUGAAGGUGACGAGUUCCAGUCACAGGCCAUGUUUCCAGUAAAUAAGCUCUGAACGAACGAUCCUGCAAUUCAACGCUUCACUGAAGAUCAGUUUUAAUGAUUCUGGAGUAAAAACUUAAUAAUUGUUUUAUAACUUGGAGUAGAAAACAGUCCAAGGUGGAUCUUGAAGGAAGUCAUAUGGAGCUUUGUUUUUCGACAUCACUAAAGGCAGCACCAAAAAACUAAACUUUUUUCCUUAA
Molecule: messenger RNA, 3731 nt
Organism: Pleuronectes platessa (European plaice)
Lineage: Eukaryota; Metazoa; Chordata; Actinopteri; Pleuronectiformes; Pleuronectidae
Product: GTPase IMAP family member 7
Exons: 3
Coding region: 1006-2019 (337 amino acids)
Molecular function (GO): GTP binding
Source: RefSeq, a predicted model, not a curated record